AUGAUGGAAAGUCUUAAUCGAGCGAAUUCCCUCUUUGUUCAAGAUCAAUUUAGUUCAGCUAUUCCGCUAUACCAAGAAGCCCUUGCUGAUGCUAGUUGCUCAUUAGAAGCACAAAUAGGCUUAUCUUCCUCUUAUCUGAAGCUUGGAGAACUACACAAUGCAGAAAUCUCAGCAACCCGAGCAAUCGAGAUCGAUCCAUCAUCUUCUUUAGCUCAUUUUAGGAAAGGUCAGGCUUUAUUUUACCAAAUGAAAUUCCAAGAAUCUUUGAUUGAGUUUGAAUCUUCAGGAAAUCUUGGGAAUAAUUGGGUUGAAAAAUGCAAAACUGAGCUUCAUAGAAAUGCUUAA
Molecule: messenger RNA, 345 nt
Organism: Blepharisma stoltei
Lineage: Eukaryota; Ciliophora; Heterotrichea; Heterotrichida; Blepharismidae
Source: the annotation of a GenBank genome assembly